Messenger RNA from Scomber japonicus (chub mackerel), 1875 nucleotides. Its product is annotated as G2/M phase-specific E3 ubiquitin-protein ligase-like. The record is from RefSeq and is a predicted model, not a curated record. Gene Ontology annotation, molecular function: ubiquitin-protein transferase activity. The transcript has 8 exons. Lineage: Eukaryota; Metazoa; Chordata; Actinopteri; Scombriformes; Scombridae. Gene Ontology annotation, cellular component: nucleus. Bases 1 to 1875 code for a protein of 624 amino acids.
AUGUGGGAGUGGGUCAACGUCUCAACGUUGAGGCACGCCCGCGAGCGGCGGCCAGGGGCUUCUCCCCGAUCGCGGCUAACUCGUCUGGAGAUGCUUAUGCCGUGUGGGAACAAACUGGUUACACCCAAGCUUAGCAGAGGUCAGCAGUUAGACGCUUCUAUGGUGCACAAGAUCUUCAGAAGAGCACCGCUGUAUAUUAGGCCGUCAGUAGCCCUGGACUGCCUGGAGCCUACGAUGAGGGAAGGCUGUGACUCAAGUACAGAGGAAGAUGACUGGGUGGAAGAGGAGGACAUGUUUGUCCCAGCCACUGCAGUUGCCCAGGCUUCAUGCAGCACCGAACAGAAAGCCCAAGCUUCUUCAUCGCAGCCCUCCACUAGUGACCAGACCCCUAAUUGUUGGCCAUACUCUAGACCUCACCUCUAUGCCCCAGCCACUGCAGUUGCCCAGGCUUCAUGCAGCACCCAACAGGAAGUCCAAAUGUUCUCAUCACAGCCCUCCACUAGUGACCAGACCCCUAAUUGUUGGCCAUACUCUAGACCUCACCUCUAUGCCCCAGCCACUGCAGUUGCCCAGGCUUCAUGCAGCACACAACAGAAAGCCCAAGCUUCUUCAUCACAGCCCUCCACUAGUGACCAGACCCCAAGUCAAUGGCAAAACGAUUAUGGAACGUACAUCAACCUCAUACAUGAGACAUCAGAUGAAGAUAAUGAUGAUGACCUGUACAGUGCUAUCAUUGCCAGUAUUGAGGAUCAGACGCAGCCAAAAGAAGACAUCCCCAUUAGUCAAAUAUUGAAUGAACUCAGUGACAAAAUUGAUAGCCUGCAAGUGUGCAAGUUCAACAUCAAUCGUUCUGCAGUCCUCGAUGGAGCAAUAAGGGGGUUCAGACGGCUCUCCUAUGACCCAAAUAAGAAGAUGUCCGUAAAGUUUUCCGAUGACAGGGGAACCACGGAGGAGGCUGUGGACCUCGGUGGCCCUCGCCGAGAGUUUCUACGUCUGCUGAUGGAAACACUGGCAGAGUCAGACAUGUUUGAAGGAACAGAGGGACACCUCAACUUGGCUCUCAGUUCCUCUGCUGUGCGGGAGGACAGAUAUUUCAUAGCUGGCAGAGCAAUUGCUGUCAGCCUGGUUCAUGGAGGCCCUCCACCAUGUUUCCUGUCGAGAACGCUCUUUGCCUGCAUAGCAGAGGGACCUGAUGGAUGUAGGCCUGUACUGGAGGACAUUACAGACAUGGAACUCUAUAGUAAACUAAAACAGAUUUCUGAAGCCAAAACACUGGAGGAGCUGCGACAGUUUACAGAGCCACUCACUGACUACCUAGCCACUGCUGGCUGCUUGAGACAUCUUACAAGCCUGGUUGACAAGGACAAACUGUUGGAAGAUGUCCUGAUGUUUCAGGUGGUUCAGCGUGUCCGUGGUCCCUUGGAAAGGUUCAGUGAUGGAUUGAGAACUCUUGGAGUGCUCCAGAAAAUAAAACAUCAUCCUGAAGCCUUUCGCCCUGUCCUGUGCUACUGCCCUGGGACCCUGACUGCUGAAAUUAUGGAUCACCUGUUUGCCAUAAGAUGGUCCGAGAUGGGAAGCAAUAACAGGGCGGAUGAGAACAGGGUGGUUGCCUACUGGAGGGAUUAUUUACAGGACGCUGAAGAGGACGAAGGACCGCCAAAGCUGGGAGACAUUCUGUCAUUUGCAACAGGGUGCGAUGUGAUGCCACCCAUCGGGUUUUCUCCUAAACCGUCUCUGGAAUUCCAAAGAGGGAGAUACCCGAUAGCAAACACAUGUGUAAACUGUCUCAGAAUACCUCUUCACCAGUCCUACGAGGACUUCAAGAGUAACAUGGACUUUGCAAUCCGAAACACUCAGGGAUUUGGAAUGGAGUAA